GCCGCCUGGCGGGGCGGCGGGUGCCGCGGGAGGCUGCUCGGUGCCGCCGCCGCCCGGGAGGGAGGUUAUGUAAGGGGGAAGGGAGGCGGCAGCGGGAGGAGGAGCAGGACGCCUCGCCGUGCCGCCGGGCAGCCGCAGCCGGGAGCCGAGAGCGGGGCGGCCGCAUGUGCGAAGUGGGAACCCGGCCGCCGCUGGCCGCCGAACGCGGGGAGCCGCCCGGGGGGGCCGCCGCCUCCGAGAGGUGCCGAGACAUGGGAGAACAGCCCAUCUUCACCACCAGAGCCCAUGUCUUCCAAAUUGACCCCAGCACGAAGAAGAACUGGGUCCCCGCAAGCAAGCAGGCUGUAACUGUUUCCUACUUCUAUGACAGCACGAGAAACAGCUAUCGGAUUAUCAGUGUGGAUGGAGCCAAGGUGAUCAUAAACAGCACAAUCACCCCCAACAUGACCUUCACCAAAACCUCGCAGAAGUUCGGCCAGUGGGCGGAUAGCAGAGCCAACACAGUGUUUGGGUUGGGCUUUCCCUCUGAGCAGCAGCUGUCCAAGUUUGCAGAGAAAUUCCAAGAAGUGAAAGAGGCUGCCAAGCUAGCAAGAGACAGAUCUCAAGAGAAAAUUGAGACCUCAAGUAAUCAUUCACAGGAAUCUGGGCGUGAAACACCAUCUUCCACCCGAGCAUCUAGUGUGAAUGGGACAGAUGAUGAGAAGGCAUCCCACGGUGGUUCUGCUGAGGCACAGCUCAAAUCUGAGAAUGAUAAACUAAAAAUUGCUCUAGCCCAAAGUUCCUCCAAUGUAAAGAAGUGGGAGACAGAGCUGCAGACACUGAGGGAGAGCAACGCCCGCCUGACCACAGCGCUGCAGGAGUCGGCUGCCAGCAUAGAGCACUGGAAGAAGCAGUUCUCAGCCUGCAAGGAGGAGAAUGACCAGCUCAGAAGCAAGAUUGAAGAACUGGAGGAGCAGUGCAAUGAAAUAAAUAAGGAGAAGGAAAGAAACGCACAGCUGAGCAGACGUCUCCAGGAGCUGGAAACAGAGCUUCAAGACAAAGAGCUGGAACUGGAAGAGCUCCGAAAGCAGGGUGAAAUUAUACCACAGCUCAUGUCAGAAUGUGAAUCUGUAUCUCAACAAUUACAGGAUGCUGAGAAUAAGAACAAAGAUCUUGAAGAGAAAGUCAGAACACUAAGGACAGAAGUUGAAGAGAGCAAACAUAGGCAGACCAACCUUAAAACUGAAUUAAAGAAUUUUUUAGAUGUACUAGAUGGGAAGAUAGAUGAAUUACACGAUUUCCGACAAGGACUGUCUAAACUUGGAGUUGACAACUAGAUGGCAAUAGAUUUUUGUAAUCUAGGGUCUGGAUGUUUGAUGUUUUGUUGACCCCAAUCCAUGUGUUUUACAAAAUAUAACUAGAAUGUUCCACCUGUUUGCAUUGUUUUUGUACAUAGAGGCUGAAAAUUUGCUGUGGGUUAUUUUGGGUUUUUGUUUAUUUGUUUUCCAAACCAAUCGUGCUGCUUGCUGAAUUCUUUUGAGGUUAGAAACUUUCUAUGCUGCUGCUCCGGCUUUGUGGGGUUGGGAACAGGUAGAGGGUUCUGUCUCAGGAAUCUGGAACUAGAUCUACCUUAAAAUGAAUAUGCAGUUAGUUGUUGCAGGGAAAUUUAUAUCUUUCUUAAGGGCUGUUGCAACCAUAGAAACAGAAAACAAGUCUUUUUUUCCCCAAACUAUCAGCACCCCUAGCAACGUAUCCUUUUAUUCCUUGGCCAAGCAAAGAGAUUAGAUGGGGCUCCUGCAGUCUGUAAAUCAGCCUGGUAAAAUGUGCCUGUGAUGAGCUGCAGUCAAGUGAAUCAGUUGACGUGCAUGCCAGUAUCUUUAGGGACCACAUCGAUCAGGCCUGAUUCAGAGAGUAAAAUGUAGAGGAUUUCAUAUAACCUUCAAUUCAGGCUGCAUGUGCUUGCUUGGGUCCAAGGCAGCGCCAAGACAACAGUGUAGAAAUGAAUUUCAGCUCUUACACUUCAAGUCACUCAUUGCCUAUAGGUGAGGACAGCUCCUCUUGCUUGGCAUGGCAUCUCUCUUUGAACCAUCAUCUCAGUUUUGAACCCUUACUGUUCAGUCACUGUGUGUGCCUCUGCAAAGUGCACACUGAGUCUUGGGACCAGAUAUUAAUUUUAGGAGGGGACAUACUGCUGCUUUGUAUGCAGUGCACGUGCAUCUCUGUGCACCUCUAUCACUGCUGCUCGGCUGCCACAGCAGGGGCACAGGGGGCGUGAUCAGAAAAGCAUCAGGAGGUCAUGGGAAGCAGCUUCCUGCCCAGAAGACUUGCAGGUAAUGACUGCAUGAAACCAAAACGCCUUUCUUUCCUAUGAUUCCUGUGUUCCUCCCUCAGGGGACAGGCGGGUGGGAGUUAGUUAGACUUAGUCACCAAGUUAGACUGACAAAAAAAGAAAAGCCCCAACCCAAUCUCUAAGGCAGAAAAUGUAGUCUUUGUUUAUUCAGCAGCUCUAAAUACGUUUUGAGAAAUGGAGACUCACACCGGACAGCAGCGAGGACAUCGCUGCGUCACCAACUGAUGUGAGAAGGACCAGAGAGGAGCCCACACUUUGCUUUUAUCCCUAGGAAUGCCGUCAGCUUCUUUAAUUUCUUUCUCCGUAUCCUGGUUUGAGAUUCUGUUUACACUGCAUCUGAAUUCAUUCAGGAAAGAACUUGUGAUUAUGGAUAUUAUAUUUGCAUCUAUUGGGUGGAAGUUUGGUGAAGCACCAGGUGAGUGCAUUCCAGAAGUGACUGAUUCAAUAGCCACACUAUAAUGUUUGCAUAUUAUUUCUUAGGGAUUUUUUCUUUCUUGGCGUGUUUCUAUUAUAAAAGUGACCUUUAGAAGAUGUGGGUUAUAGAUGAAACACGCGUUGAAUUAUUUUUGCACAUGGCUCUAUAAUCCACAUGCUGGAGAUGGGUUUUGUCUGCCAUUGUCCUAGGAGUUUUCAUUUCAUCCAUUGUGUUACCAUUAUUGCCUAUUGUUCAGACUGGACAUUUUGUACUCUUUUAAUCCUUUUAAAUGGCACGUGAAGCUGGGACCUUUUAUAGUUACUAUGACCAUUUAAGUCUUAAAAAAAUAAUAAA
Messenger RNA from Lagopus muta (rock ptarmigan), 3098 nucleotides. It is a transcript of the gene HOMER2, whose product is annotated as homer scaffold protein 2. Gene Ontology annotation, biological process: regulation of store-operated calcium entry; protein phosphorylation; G protein-coupled glutamate receptor signaling pathway. NCBI's taxonomy places the organism in Eukaryota, Metazoa, Chordata, Aves, Galliformes, Phasianidae. The record is from RefSeq and is a predicted model, not a curated record. Gene Ontology annotation, cellular component: postsynaptic density; cytoplasm; dendrite. Bases 165 to 1316 code for a protein of 383 amino acids. Gene Ontology annotation, molecular function: protein serine/threonine kinase activity; G protein-coupled glutamate receptor binding; ATP binding. The transcript is spliced from 9 exons.